Molecule: messenger RNA, 3650 nt
Organism: Nymphalis io (European peacock)
Lineage: Eukaryota; Metazoa; Arthropoda; Insecta; Lepidoptera; Nymphalidae
Product: homeotic protein empty spiracles-like
Exons: 3
Coding region: 679-1503 (274 amino acids)
Biological process (GO): regulation of DNA-templated transcription; brain development; central nervous system development
Molecular function (GO): DNA binding; DNA-binding transcription factor activity, RNA polymerase II-specific
Source: RefSeq, a predicted model, not a curated record
GUGAGGUCGCUUCAGCCAUUAUAUUAUUGUCGAUAAAAAUUAUUACGAACGCAAAACACCGCGGCGAAUCAGCAAUUUCGCACCGAAUCGAUUAUACAUCACUCGGAAACCGCUGAAAAACUUUAUCUCGAGACAUUAAGCUAAUAAAGCAUCUCAGUUAAUUAAAGAGCAUCGCUGUGUGGACGACGCGACCGGCUCCGACGGACCAAAAAAGACCAAAGAGUACCUCGCUAACCUACCCAAUCGGUGCCUUAAUUGUUUCAUACCCGACCAAGUUCGAAAGCCUCUCAACCCCGCUUGAACGCGACGAUUUUGUAGCGUCUCUCCAUCUAUCCGGUUGAAAAUCACGAGUUUCGAACCGAAUCCGCCCACUCAGGAAGGUUCUAAAUUCAAAUUCCACCUCUGCAUACAGUUCAACCAAUGAAGUUCUCGUAAGUUGUCUAACGAACGUUCUUAGGAGAUCGGACGCCACCCAUUGGAGAUCGGUAGCCAAUCGGAGGACGGGCGUCCAUGUUCGUUAUUUUUUUUUCGUUGGCCGGGCGUCGAGAGAACGCGUAGGGCUCAUUCGGCCGCGCGCCGCCUAGGCGUUCGUAUCGCGUGUUCGCGUAACGAUGGAUUGUGCUUGUGACAUGUGGUAUUGAUUUGGUGUUAUUUGUGACGGAACCGUUGUGUGAAAGCAUGAUGCCUCUCGCACCGACCCCUGUGGUGGCGGUGCCAUCUAAGCCCAAGAUUGGAUUUAGUAUAGACAGUAUAGUUGGUGGUUCGGAGAGGCCGAAACAAACGUCGCCUCCGCUGGCGAGUCCUGGGUCGCCGUCGCCGGUGGCGUCUCCUCGUAGUCCAUCCCCAAGGCCGUUAUUGAGACCUAGUGCGUUGCCAGCUGUAUUUCCAACUCCUGAAUUAAAGAGGCUACCGUACUUAGACGCUCAGAGCCAUCACCACCAGUUUCUGGCCCAUUUCCAAGGAGCGGCAUUGGCCGCGGCACUCGCUCAUCAGCAACAAGGUUUUGGAGCUCCUCUCCCUCCACAUCCACCCCCACAUCCAGCAGCGCCUGUGCCUAGAGAAUCUUACCAGCUCUACCCUUGGCUGAUCAACAGACAUGGCAGAAUAUUUCCUCACAGAUUCCCUGGGGGUCCAGAUAUCCCCGGCUUCCUCCUUCAGCCGUUCCGCAAGCCGAAACGAAUCAGAACAGCCUUCUCCCCCUCCCAGCUGUUGAAGCUGGAGCACGCUUUCGAGAAGAACCAUUACGUUGUCGGUGCUGAAAGGAAACAAUUAGCACAAGCGUUGAGCUUGACAGAGACUCAGGUGAAAGUCUGGUUCCAGAACAGAAGAACGAAGCAUAAAAGAAUGCAGCAAGAAGAAGAAGCAAAAACCGGCACCAAAUCUGGUUCCUCCAGUUCGAAACCAGACGACAGUAACCAGUUCAACAAUUCCUAUGAAGAAGAAGAUGAAGAACUAAUAGAUAUGGAUAUGGAUGAGUUGAGUGAGAGUGAAAAUGAAACGUAAAAACAAUAUAUAAAAUGUGACAGGACACUAAACUGUAAAUAAUAAUGUAAUUUAGUUAAAAAUAGUAUAUCAAUUAUUAUUUAUUUCUUCUAGCAAUUGGAAAAUUAUAUGUCAAGCAAUUUUUGCCAUUGGCAACAAUUGAAUUAAAUCCUACUCAUUAUAAUUUGUUUAAAUGAAGGUAAGGAAUGUUAUAAAAAUAAAACAGCUAUUUAAAACUCAUCGCUCAAUUAAUCUCAAUUCACUAACCGUCAUUUAUUUUCCCCAAACAAGCAACCGUGUCAUUAAAUUAACGGAACGCAUUCAAAAUGGCGUCUGAACAACUCUUGUUAGCGCGUCACGAAUUAUUAGAUAACAAAAUUGGCCGCAUUAUAAUAGUUUUUGGGAUUAAAUUAAUUAAAAAUGCCUCCUUUGAUGCGUUCCACUGGUGAUGUGGGUAUAAUUAGACAGUUUGAUUUUAAACGCUGAUACGUAGGGACUGUGAGUUCUAAACGAGAGCUGUCAACGUGUGAAAGGAACGGCUGUAUGGUUAAACGUGCUGUUGGAGAGAGAGAAAUUAUAUUUAUAGAGAUGGAGGUAGAUUAUUGUACGUCGUUUGUGGGCCUAUUAUUAAGAGAUGGUUUCUGAGACGGUAUCUCGGGUCGAAAUCUUCUUAGUAAUUGCUUGCGACGUAACAAAAUUGUUUUUAAACUGUUGACGAUUGUUCUCUACGGCUAUUUGUCUACGCGUUUGGAGUUCGAUUAAGAUCUCCAAUAGUCUUGUUAGUGAUCACUUUCACGCGUAAGCUAUUGUAUGACCAUUGUAUUGGUCGUAUUUAAUUUUGACAACCUGAUUUUAAAUGUCAGAAGAUAAUUGCGGAGACAAUUCUUUUUAUUAACUGUUUCGAUAUGUCUAGAACUUGAUAUAAAUAAGAUAUUUCUUUCUUUUAUUUUAAAUACCUAUAUUGAUAUUUAUAUACAUAAGUAUUAGAUUCAAUAAAACUAAAACAUUGUUUUUAAGUUUAAUUCCAUCUGUUUCGAAUUGCAACUAUUGCCAUCUAAUUUUUUUUUUUUUUAGAUUUUGUCAUCAAGGCUGAGAUUUUACGAGCCUGAGCCUAUAACCUCCUGGUUAUAUAAUCUAUUCUAAAUUUGAAAAAAAUAAUUUCACUAUAUUUUUUUAAUGUUGGAGAAUUCUGUUUCAAUCAAACUUAAAAAAUAUGUAAACAAAUGUUAUAAUGUCAAAAUAUUUACGUUUUACGUUACGUUUAGACCAUUUCGCGGUAAUUUUGUUGGUCUGGUGUCUGCUAUUACUCUUAUUUGACAGGUUUCUCGGUCGUUCAAAGUAACUCUUGUAAAUAUUUACAUGUCAAAAUAUUUACACAUAGGUAACAUUUGUGUAUUUUAAAUUUUGCUAAUUAUAUAAAAUUUUAUAAAAUACCGCAGUGUCUCAAGUCGAAAGUCUUCGACCAGUGUGUGCCACGCCAUGCCACCACAUGCCAGUGAUGACUUAUGGAUCAGAGAUGUGGUCGCUCACAAUUGGCCUCAUUAGAAGGCUCAAGGUCACUCAAAGGGCAAUGGAGAGGGCUAUGCUCGGAGUUUCUCUGCGAGAUCGAAUCAGAAAUGAUGAAAUCCGCAGGCGAACCAAAAUAACCGACAUAGCCCAAAGAAUUGUUAAAUUGAAGUGGCAGUGGGCGGGGCACAUUGCUCGCAGAACCGAAGGCCGCUGGGGCAGAAAGGUUCUCGAGUGGCGACCACGAACCGAAAACGCAGCUUGGGCAGGCCCCCUACAAGGUGGACCGACGACUUAGAACGAAUCGCGGGAAGCCGUUGGAUGCGGGCAGCGCAAGACCGGCCAACGUGGAAACCCUUGGGGGAGGCCUUUGUCCAGCAGUAGACGUCUUUCGGCUGAUAUGAUGAUGAAGAUGAUGAAUUAUAUAAAAAAAUAUAGAACAAAGAAUACUUAAUAUUAUAAUAUUUUUAUUUCUAAUGAAUAAAAUACUUGAAACUAUAUCUACUUAUACAUAAAAUAUCGCAACAACAUAUAUGUCAUUCAAGUACUACUUACCCAUAAGCCCAAAACAUGCCCAAAUAAAAAAAAAAAUACAGAUUUAUUUUGUUUUAAUAACUCACAGAGAGUUUUAAAUCAUCAUUUUAAUAUUGAUUAAGCUUGAA